UCAUUCGUUCGUUCGUGGUCCUUCGUAUUCGUUGCUCAACUUUCAAUAAUUAUUGUUCAGCACACGGCUGAUUCGUGGCCAUUGAAAAAGAACAAGAUAAGUUGAAUACCCUUGCCGUCUGGAACAUAUAACCGCAGACAGCGAUCGGGGGGCGUUUUUCAUCUCCGGCUAAUCUCCAGCAUCUUUCCAUCCACGCAACAACCAACCCGGCGCGGCGACCGUACUAGACGGAAGUAAAAUGUAUGCCUACAGUGGGAUAUGCAGCACGGUUGUGCUGCUGCUGCUAGCAGCGCUAGCAUCCGCCCACGAAGAGGACACCCAAAGCGUUCUGCUGACAAAGGACAACUUCCAGUCGGAACUGGAGACCAGCAAUUACUUUGUGAUGUUCUUUGCACCCUGGUGUGGCCACUGCAAAAAACUCGCCCCGACCUGGUCCAAGCUGGCCGAAAUCAAAAACGACGACAGUGCGGCCCAGGUGAAGAUCGGCCGGGUAGACUGCACCAACGAUGGUGAUCUGUGCAGCGAGCAGGAUGUCACCGGCUAUCCGACGUUGAAGUUCUUCAAAGCCGGCGCUGCCGGCUCGGAUACAUCGGUUAAAUAUCGCGGUGCCCGCGAUCUGGAUGCCUUCGGUUCCUUCCUUCGGGAACAACUUGGACUCGAAUCGGACGAAGACACCACCGACGAAACGGAUUCCGUUGCCGAACCGCCGAAGCCCGUUUCGGUGCUGGUCGAACUGACCGACGAUACCUUUGCCAAGCACAUCUCGAGUGGUAAGCACUUCGUUAAGUUCUUUGCCCCUUGGUGUGGUCACUGUACCAAGUUGGCCCCCACCUGGCAGCAACUGGCCGAAACCCUACAGCACGACACCUCGAUUAGCAUCUCAAAGAUCGACUGUACCCAGUACCGACCGAUCUGUGCCGAUUUCGAAGUGAAGGGCUACCCAACACUUCUGUGGAUCGAAGAUGGCAAAAAGAUCGAAAAGUACUCCGGUGCUCGAACACACGAAGAUUUGAAGGCCUUUGUGUCGAAAAUGGCCGGUGGGCUUAGCGGCGAGGAAGCGGCAACCGACAAAACGAUCAACGGCGCCGAAAAGGACAACACAUCGGCGGUCCUACAACUGUCGGAACCGAACUUCCAGCACACCAUCGAGAAGGGUGUCACUUUUGUUAAGUUCUACGCCCCCUGGUGCGGUCACUGUAUGCGUCUGGCUCCGACCUGGGAACAGCUGGCGGAGAAGUUUGUCGGUUCCGAUGCGGUCAAAAUUGCCAAGGUGGACUGCACACUGGAGGUGAACAAGGUCCUGUGCGGCGAGCAGAAGGUGAACGGUUUCCCGUCCGUGUUCAUCUACCGCAACGGGGAGGUGCUGAGCGAGUACAACGGCAAUCGCUCGCUGGAGGAUUUGCACGACUUCGUCACCCGGCACCUGGUCGAGCACGACGAACUGUAAUUUAGUUUCGUUUGCCUCCCUCCCCCUGUGGUCGCCGCCAGCGGAUGCAUUUUUUGUGUAAUUCAAUCAUAUCUCGAUGUUUGACGAGCAGUUUCGCUUGCAGCGCAACAAGACAAAGAACAACUUAAACGUAGAAAACAUUUAUGAAAUUUAAAUAAAAAGUGAAAUCGAUAAAU
Molecule: messenger RNA, 1623 nt
Organism: Sabethes cyaneus
Lineage: Eukaryota; Metazoa; Arthropoda; Insecta; Diptera; Culicidae
Gene: prtp
Product: thioredoxin domain-containing protein 5 homolog
Exons: 3
Coding region: 239-1447 (402 amino acids)
Biological process (GO): protein folding
Cellular component (GO): endoplasmic reticulum
Molecular function (GO): protein disulfide isomerase activity
Source: RefSeq, a predicted model, not a curated record